This is a messenger RNA of Papilio polytes (common Mormon), 1975 nucleotides long. It is a transcript of the gene Pp2A-29B, whose product is annotated as serine/threonine-protein phosphatase PP2A 65 kDa regulatory subunit. Gene Ontology annotation, molecular function: protein binding; protein phosphatase regulator activity. The record is from RefSeq and is a predicted model, not a curated record. NCBI's taxonomy places the organism in Eukaryota, Metazoa, Arthropoda, Insecta, Lepidoptera, Papilionidae. Gene Ontology annotation, cellular component: cytoplasm; protein phosphatase type 2A complex. Gene Ontology annotation, biological process: protein dephosphorylation.
UAGACGAACUCAAAAACGAGGACGUACAAUUACGAUUGAACUCCAUCAAGAAAUUGUCGACCAUUGCUUUGGCACUAGGAGUUGAACGCACUCGUUCUGAACUGAUUCCUUUCCUCACCGAUACCAUUUAUGACGAAGACGAAGUACUCUUGGCUUUGGCCGAACAACUCGGUAACUUCAUCAACCUUGUUGGAGGUGGUGAAUUCGCCCACUGCCUGCUGCCACCGCUGGAGUCACUCGCUACAGUCGAAGAGACAGUAGUGAGAGAUAAGGCAGUUGCCUCACUACGUGCAGUCGCAGCCCAUCACACUCCUCAAGCAUUGGAACAGCACUUUGUACCUUUAGUACAGCGUCUAGCUGGUGGGGACUGGUUCACAUCGAGGGCUUCAGCAUGUGGACUGUUCAGUGUGUGUUACACGCGGGUCUCCGCCCCCGUGAAGGCGGAGCUCCGCCAGCACUUCCGCACGCUUUGCCAGGACGACACGCCGAUGGUGCGCCGCGCAGCCGCUUACAAGCUGGGAGAGUUCGCCAGAGUGGUCGAAGUGGAGUAUGUGAAGAGCGAACUUAUACCCAUGUUCGUGUAUUUGGCACAGGAUGAACAAGACUCAGUACGUCUGCUGGCUGCGGAGGCCUGUGCCACCGUGGCUGGUCUGCUGCCACCCGAGGACAUGGAGCAGCUGGUGAUGCCGACUGUCCGCGCUCGUGCUGGAGACACCUCCUGGAGGGUGCGCUACAUGGUCGCUGACAAGUUUGUAGAAUUGCAGCAAGCGGUAGGCCCGGAGCUGGCGAGAUCAGACCUCGCUCAGAUAUUCCAAGCUCUGCUGAAGGAUACAGAGGCUGAAGUCAGGGCCGCAGCCGCUGGGAAGGUCAAAGACUUCUGCAUGAAUCUGGACAAGGCUCACCAGGAGCACAUCAUAAUGACAAUGAUCCUGCCGCAGAUCAAGGAUCUGGUCUGCGAUCCCAACCAACAUGUUAAAUCUGCUCUCGCUUCAGUCAUUAUGGGACUUAGCCCUAUUGUUGGCAGACACAAUACUAUCGAAUACCUCCUGCCGUUGUUCCUCACACAACUGAAAGAUGAAUGCCCCGAAGUCCGACUAAACAUUAUAUCUAACUUAGAAUGUGUUAAUGAAGUGAUCGGAAUCCAACAAUUAGUGCAAUCUUUACUCCCGGCCAUUGUAGAACUCGCUGAAGAUACAAAAUGGAGAGUCCGUCUUGCUAUCAUCGAGCAUAUGCCAUUAUUAGCUGGACAACUCGGACAGGAGUUCUUUGAUGAGAAAUUGACAGGACUCUGCAUGUCCUGGCUUAUCGACCACGUGUAUGCGAUACGUGAAGCGGCAACACUCAAUUUGAAGAAAUUAGUGGAACAGUAUGGAGCGACUUGGGCAGAGACAAAUGUGAUUCCAAAAGUAAUGGCGAUGUCUAGAGAACAGAAUUAUCUCCACAGAAUGACUUAUUUGUUCUGUAUUAAUGUGUUGUCCGAAGUUUGUGGCAAAGAUAUAACAACCAGAGUGCUUUUGCCGACAGUCUUGUCUAUGGCUGAUGAUAAUGUUGCCAACGUGAGGUUCAAUGUUGCCAAAACAUUGCAGAAAAUGGCGCCGUAUCUUGACCCUGCGGUUAUUCAGCCGCAAGUGAAGCCAGUUUUGGAGAAAUUGAACGUAGAUCCGGAUGUCGAUGUGAAAUAUUUCGCAUCUGAAGCGAUUGCCGGAAUUGCUGGAUAGAUUUCUUUUUAGUAUUCUUAUUUUCUAGUUUUAAUAAUCUCGGAAACAUUUAAUAAAAUAUUAGUCAACUGUACAAAAGAUUCUGAGUAUGGAUUUCAUUCCAGUUUAUUCGGCUGAUUCUGAGUUAUGUUAUCUGUAAAUUAUGACUUUUUAAUUUGUAAAUUACAGAUUAUAUAAGUUUGUCACUAUUUGUAAGGUUUGCAAUUAAUCAACACUCCAUGUGAAACUUAAACAAAUUUAUUAUAAUAUAAAACAAC